Cantharellus anzutake is the source of this 2370-nucleotide messenger RNA. Its product is annotated as Six-hairpin glycosidase-like protein. The record is from RefSeq and is a predicted model, not a curated record. Gene Ontology annotation, molecular function: alpha,alpha-trehalase activity. The transcript has 13 exons. NCBI's taxonomy places the organism in Eukaryota, Fungi, Basidiomycota, Agaricomycetes, Cantharellales, Hydnaceae. The coding region runs from base 1 to 2370 and encodes 789 amino acids. Gene Ontology annotation, biological process: trehalose catabolic process.
AUGACUCCAAGCUAUAUGUUCAUCCUCUUCAGUGCUAUAGCACUGUCUAUUUGCUUGCAGACCGGCAAUGUGGCCGACCCGGUGAAGGCAUUGCACAAUCUUCGGCGGUGGUGGACAAGCAUGUUUGAAUUACUGGAGACUCGCCUCGGGAAGGGGGUGUCGAGCAUUGUGGAUCUACGCGUUGAGCGGGAUACCUGGACAACAGCUAUGACGGAUUCGCGUAGUUCUCUGGACAGAACAGUAGCGACGAGUUGGCCUCAGGCGCCCACCAUUCCCACGUGUGUGCCAAAUUCUCCUUACCCGUUGGAUGCGCCGUUAGUGUUGCAGCCACCAAUAGCACAAAAUCAAACUUGGUGUCGUAGCGAAAUAUUUUGUCCGGGGUCUCCGAUAUUACAAGCGAUUAACCUAGCGGGGCUUUACAAUGACUCUAAGACGUUCGUGGACAAGCCGACGGUCACCUCCACCAAUGAAACGCUCGAGUACUUCCAUUCUAUUUUCGAAGGAGGCGUUUCUGGUGGUGAUCCAGCCAAUCCUAUGCUUACGACGACCUAUCAACGAUUAAUAGACUUUGUCAAUACCAAUUUUAAAAGCGAAGGACUCGAGCUAGAAGAAAUAUCCCCAUGUGUUAUCGACCCAUCCCUUGAUAACUCCACUCCUUCUUUCCUCUCGCCUACUAGAAUUCAUGACCCUCUUAUGCUCGGGUGGGCUCACAUUGUCCAUGGAUAUUGGAGCCAACUCGGACUCCUUCAAUCGGAAUACUAUUCGAUCGUCAAUUCCAUGCUGCAAAAUUUUAUGGACAUGAUCGAAAAAAUAGGAUUCAUCCCGAAUGGCGGGCGAACAUACUAUUUAAAUCGGAGCCAACCACCCAUGUUCAUGCGGAUGGUCCAUGCGUAUGUCAGUGCAACGAAUGAUACAGCCAUACUCGACCGCGCGCUUCCCCUCGCUGAAGUCGAGCUGGCAUGGUGGUAUACUAACCGGACAAUCAAUGUCACUUCACCGUACACAAAUCGUACCUGGGAGGUUGCGCACUUCGCUGCUGAAAGCACUGCUCCUCGUCCCGAGGGCUUCAUCCAAGAUUUCCAUGCCGCGAAUGGACCUGAUAUAUUAGUACCAUUUAGCGAGCAGAAGAAAGCGGAUUUAUAUGCGGAGAUUGCGAGCGCGACGGAAAGCGGGUGGGAUUUUGCUUCCCGCUGGCUUCGGCAGCCGAUGCUAGGAAGCAUUGAUGAUACAAUGCCAGCGUUCCGCACGCUGAACGUACGGAGUACAAUGCCCGUCGACUUAAACAGUGUUCUCUACAAGUAUAGAAUGCUCCUCGCCGACCUAUACGAACUUCGUGAUUCCUCUAAAGACCAGUGCUUAUCCCGUGACCUCCCCCAUGCUCAACAACCUAAUGACCGGCAGCGUGCGGUGCACCAUCGCGCAGUAGCCAGUGUGAUCAGAGAUGCUAUACUCGAUCUCUUCUGGGACGCGGAUCGCGUAGCCUUUUAUGACUUCAACCUCACUUCAAAUGCUCGAGGGACAGUCUUCACGCCUGCGACUUUUUGGCCAUACUGGGAUGGGAUCAUUCCUUACGAUGUUCUCUCCAGCGAGAAAGUUGCCAAGCAAGCUUUCAGUGGUGUGAGACUCGUGAUGGCCAGAUAUAACGGGACGUUACCUUCUAGCUUCUUCGUCAACGGACAACAGUGGGAUGCACCGAAUGCCUGGCCACCUCACCAGUUUGUCACCUUCGAAGCACUACGAUCUCUGCCAUCAAACAUAACGACCACUCUUCUGACCCCUCUUUCGGACACCGUUACUACCUAUUCCCUUGUUCCUCCCAAUCAACUCGGUUUCAGCGAAUCCGAAUUACCGCGUCAACCGUAUGCUGAUGGAGGCUACGCCAGUGGCGAUAUAAAUGAGAUUGAUUAUUAUAUCGGCGAGAAUGAGGCAAGGGUUCUCAGUGGGACAACGGUCAUCAACGGGGGUACCGCAGCUAUAGGCGAGACUUGGGCAAGCGCUCUUAGCAGGGAACUGGCCAACAGAUUCAUCUCGAGUGUACUCAACUGGCUACCUCCCGAGGACUUGGAAGCCACCAACUCGGCUGGUAACGAUGGCAAUAUGUUUGAAAAAACCAAUGUGUUUCACAUCGAUGUUGCCGGCAGCGGAGGCGAAUAUACGGUCCAAGUAGGCUUCGGCUGGACAAAUGGUGUUGCCCUCCCGUGUUUGAAGGACAGCGUCUUGAAUCGCCUGUUUGGGGAAAGAGGUAUCAUAUUCGAUGGGGCCAUCGCAUCCACGAACACCGCAAUUUUCAUUUGGCCCGACUGGCCCGAUGGUUCCUUCAUUAAUCCUCCGCUCCCAGAUGUACACGCAUCUAACAGAACAUCUAUGUAG